Solanum lycopersicum (tomato) is the source of this 3669-nucleotide messenger RNA. NCBI's taxonomy places the organism in Eukaryota, Viridiplantae, Streptophyta, Magnoliopsida, Solanales, Solanaceae. The record is from RefSeq and is a predicted model, not a curated record.
AUAGUUUCUUUGAGCACAAAGUUUAAAAAAUGAAAACAUACUUUUGAAAUUUAUGAUUAAAUUAAAAAUGUGUGUAAUUUUUCAAAUUUUAUAGUCUUAAACUUACAAGUAGAAUAUAGGAAUUGAAAAAAUUAUUUAAUAAAAAAGAAAUAUCUUAUUAAGACAUAAAAAAAUAAAUAAUAAGACACUUAAAUCGAGAGUAAGUAUUAUAUAUAAGUUCUAACAUAAAUGUUGUUGAAUUUUUAUUUAAUAAUCCUACUGAGACAUAUCAGUGAUCAUUCUUGUUUAAAAAUUACUAUUUGCAUUCAACAGGUGAAGAAAUGUUGUUAGUAAUUGAAGAUUGCAAAAUUUUUCUUGUCAAAAAAAAUCAUUUUGUGUUCAUUCUUGUUUUUCUUUUCAGAUUUGAGAAAUGGAGGUUGGCUUAGCAGUUGGUGUGCAUUUAUCUCUUCAGCUCUGAAUGUUCUCUUUGAUAGGCUUGCUCCUGAGGGUGAUCUUAUCAAAAUGUUUCGGACGCGUAAGAAUGGUGUUGAGCUCUUAGAGAAGCUGAAAUCGACUUUGCUUGGACUUCAAGCUGUGCUAAGUGAUGCAGAGAAUAAGCAGGCAUCAAAUCAAUUUGUGAGAGAAUGGCUUAAUGGGCUUCGAGUCGCUGUGGACUCUGCUGAAAACAUGAUUGGUGAAAUAUGGGAUCAGCAAAGUUGUUGGAAUGGUAUAUUACCAGCGUUAAUGUUGAGCUACAAUGAUCUUCCUCCACAUUUGAAGCGAUGUUUUGCUUUUUGUGCGAUAUAUCCCAAAGAUCAUGAAUUCUUCAAAGACCAAGUUAUUUACCUGUGGAUUGCUAAUGGUCUUGUAAAGCAGUUUUGUUUAGGUAAUAAAUACUUUGACGAGUUGAGAUCAAGAUCGUUGCUUGAAAGGGUCCCAGAAUCAGAAUGGAAAUCGGAGGGAUUCGUAAUGCACGACCUUAUCAAUGAUUUGGCCCAAACUGCAUCUUCAAAACAUUGUAUUAGGUUGGAAGAGAAUGAAGGAUCUGCUGAUAUGUUGGAACAAAGUCGGCACAUGUCCUAUUCCAGAGGAGAAGAUGGCCACUUUGAGAAAUUGAAACAACUCUCUGAAUCAGAGCAGCUGAGGACAUUGCUUUCAACCAAUGACUAUUACUCUCUAAAUCAUAUAAGCAAGAGGGUGUUGCAUAACAUACUGCCAAGACUGACAUCCUUAAGGGCAUUGUCAUUGUCAUGUUACUAUAUUAAGGAGUUGCCAAAUGACUUGUUUAUCAAAUUAAAGAUCCUCAGAUUUUUGGACCUUUCUCGGACAAUGAUUGAAAAGUUGCCAGAUUCCAUUUGUGUAUUGUAUAACUUGGAGACACUUCUCUUGUCAUCUUGUCAAUAUCUUGAGGAGCUACCACUGCAGAUGGAGAAGUUGAUCAACUUGCUUCAUCUUGACUUAACCAACACUUAUCGCUUGAAGAUGCCACUACAUCUGAGCAAGUUGAAAAGUCUCCAAAUGCUAGUGGGAGCCAAGUUUCUUGUAGGUAGUAGCGGUGGUUUGAGAAUGGAAGAUUUGGGUGAAGUACAGAACUUGUAUGGAUCUCUAUCAGUUUUAGAGUUGCAAAAUGUAGUUGAUAGAAGGGAAGCUGUGAAGGCAAAUAUGAAGGAAAAGGAGCAUGUUGAGGAGUUGUAUUUGCAGUGGAGUGACGGUAGUUCUGCUUACGAUUCUCAAACUGAAAGAGAGAUACUUGAUGAGCUAUACCCAUACACAAAUAUAAAACGAUUAGAAAUCACAGGAUAUAGAGGGGCAAAAUUUUCAAAUUGGCUUGCUGAUCCUUUGUUUCUUAAGCUUGUGAAAUUGUCUCUUAGCGAGUGCAAGGACUGUUAUUCCCUGCCAGCACUAGGACAGCUUCCUUGUUUAAAAUUCCUUUACAUUAGAGGGAUGCAUGGAAUAAGAGAGGUGACAGAAGAAUUCUAUGGCAGUUUCCUGUACUCCAAAAAGCCUUUUAACUCUCUUGAGAAGCUUGAAUUUAGAGAUAUGGCGGAGUGGAAGCAAUGGCACGUAUUAGGAAUUGGGGAGUUCCCUAUACUUGAGAAGCUUUCAAUUAAAAUGUGUCCGAAGUUGAUGGGGAAAUUGCCUGAAAAUCUUUGUUGUCUGACAGAAUUGAGUAUUUCAGAUACAUCUCUUUUUGAUGAUGCUCAACUGUUUAGAUCCCAACUUGAGGGAAUGAAGCAGAUUGAGGUAUUUUUUAUUAAUGAUUGUAACUCUCUUACCUCAUUACCUUUUAGCAUAUUGCCCAGUUCCUUGAAGAGAAUAUCCAUAUCUGGUUGUCAGAAAUUGAAAUUGGAGGAGGCAGUUGGUUAUUGUGACAUGUUUCUCGAGGAAUUGAGACUGCAUGCAUGUAAUUAUAUAGAUGAUAUAUCACCUGAGUUGCUCCCAACAGCACGUAAAUUGAGUGUAGAGAGUUGCCACAACCUUACUAGGUUUUUGAUUCCUACUGCCACUGAAAGUCUCACUAUUCAGGAUUGUGAGAAUGUUGAAAUACUUUCGGUGGCAGUUGACUCUGCGGUGACGUAUUUGUAUAUUCGGAAUCAUGAGAAGCUCAAGUGUCUGCCAGAAAUACAUCUCUUUAAUUUACAACUCCUUAUGAUCAGUAAUUGCAAGAAAGUAGUGAACAGCCGAAAGGAGUGGUGUUUACAGAGACUCACUGAGUUAGUGAUCAGACAUGAUGGCAGUGAUGAAGGGAUCCAACAUUGGCAGUUGCCUUGUUCUAUCACAAGACUUGCCAUAAAAAAUCUGAAAACAUUAAGCAGCCAAGUUCUGAAAAGCCUCACCUCUCUUCAAUAUCUAUAUGUUGAGGGUAAUAUACCGUCACUUGUGGAACAAGGUGGGCUUCCCUCCUCUCUUUCAGAGCUACAUUUACAUAACCAUGAUGAGCUCCAUUCACUACAUCUUUCCCACCUCACUUCACUUAUACAUCUACACAUCUUCGAUUGCCCUAAUCUCCAAUCACUCUCUGAAUCAGCACUGCCCUCCUCCCUCUCCGAGCUGACUAUCUUCUAUUGCCGUAAUCUCCAAUCACUUUCCGAAUCAGCACUGCCCUCCUCCCUCUCUCACCUGACCAUCAUCGAUCGCCGUAAUCUCCAAUCACUCUCCGAAUCAGCACUGCCCUCCUCCCUCUCUCAGCUGAACAUCUCCGACUGCCCUAAUCUCCAAUCCCUUCCAGUAAAAGAGAUGCCCUCUUCCCUCUCUAAACUAGAUAUUAGGAGAUGCCCAUUGCUCGAACCACUACUGGAAUUUGACAAAGGGAAAUACUGGCAAAAUAUUGCUCAAAUUCCCAUCUUAUACAUCAAUGGUGAAUGCAUGUGAUGAUUAAGACGAAGGGCUAUCCAACUGAUGUAAGUUAUUCUUUUCCCUCAGAAGCUCGUCAUUUUUGUUUCACUUAUCUUUUUUCCUAAUUUUUUUUAUAUCUUGUCGAGCAGUGUGGAAUGUCUUUUGCUCAAUCCACACCAAAAACUGCUCAUACAUCCAAGAAUAAAUGUUGAUUGGGAGAAUCUGUAAUGAUUAUCACGAGUGAUGCUCCGAUAGAUUUAAGUUAAUCUAUUUCCUCUUUUAAGAACUUGCAUGUUGAGCCCGAUAAAUAAUCUUCACUUCAAGAUAAAUUUAAUUUUAGAUACCAAAAAAAAA